This is a messenger RNA of Cuscuta europaea, 1295 nucleotides long. Lineage: Eukaryota; Viridiplantae; Streptophyta; Magnoliopsida; Solanales; Convolvulaceae. The record is from the annotation of a GenBank genome assembly.
UCUUGGUAUAAUUUGCCCGUUGCAACUAUGGGAUGGGAUAAUUUGUGGCAUGAGGUAUGUAUUCUACUGGUCACUAAUAGUUGCCGACGCGAAAACAUAGGAAAUCACUUUUGAUUUAUUGCGCGUUUGAAGGAAAGCAAGAGAGAGAGAGAGAGAAAGUUCGUUGACUGGUCACGUUCUGGGAAAAACUUUACUGUUGGCGUUGAGAUCUCCUUACCUUGUUCAACACAGCAGCUCAAAGGAAAAAUCUUUGAAACUCUCGGUUUCUAGCACUCCACCGUCUCACAGAUGGGUGAUCUGAAAUACCAUGAUGAAGAAGAUUGUUGGUCCCUGACCUCUUCUACUGCAGCAUCUGUGAGAACCAUCAGAUCCAAACUUACCGUCCCAGUAGCCCCAUCUUUCAGAUCAGUUGAACGCUUAGCAAGACGUAAGGAGUUUUAUGAGAAGUUGGGAGAGAAACACAAAGCUUUGGAAGCAGAGAAACAAGAAUGUGCUUCCAGGACCAAGGAAGAGGAAGAAGCGGCUAUUAAGCAGCUUCGGAAGAAUACGGUCUACAAAGCAAAUCCAGUCCCAAGCUUUUACAAGGAAGGGCCUCCUCCAAAGGCUGAACUUAAGAAGCUGCCGGUGACUCGGGCAAAAUCACCAAACUUCACGCGAAGGAAAAGUUGUGGCGAUAUUGUGACACCCAGAGAGGAGAGGAAGGAUUCUAGCAGGUCUACCCGCCACAGCACAGGUGCCGCCUAUCGAGAACCCAACACAAAACUUCCCACCCCCAAUAAGAAGGACCAGAUAAGCGCACGAAAUAUUAACAGAGUCAUGGCCACCUCCUCCCAGUCAGCGAAGAAAAGUUCAACCAAAGAAACUGGGAUGAAAGAGACGAGUGAAAGUAGUAGUAGUAGGGUGGAGGAAACAAGGGGAACCUCUGGCGAUGUGACAGAUCAGCCGAGAGAGGAUAUUGCAGUUCAGUUAUGAAACACGGGGCCCAGUUUUAUGUUUUAUUUUUCUUCUUCUUCUUCUUCUCUUUUGUUUAUCAUCAUCAGAUCAUUCAAUCAUGUAUUCAGAAAUUUUCCGGAAUUCGAUCGGAUGGUCACUGUAACUUGCUGAUUUGUUUUAUGGUCAGAACCAAACCCAAGAACUGAUGUUUUAAAGUGAGUUGUAUAUUCGUGUGAUAUGUACAUGGAAGACAGCCCCGCUGGACUGUAUAGUGUAUACUAGUGUUCCCUCCAUCCAAUUGUGAUAUUUAGGGCAUCAAUUGAAAGUUUUAUUUUUUCAACAACAAACGGAUUUUCAUACCA